AUGGCGGCGCGCUUCCAGUACCGAUGGCUAGUCGUAAUAGCCAGUUUUGGACUGCACUAUAUCUCCCUCGGCAUGGUUCAGGGCUUUGGAAUUAUCUAUACAGAACUCAUCAGUCAGUUUGGUACGAGUAAAUCCGAGACAGGGUGGAUUCCAUCGUUAGGAUCCGGACUUCUGCUGGGGUUCGGCCCAGUAUCCAGUAUAUUGGUGAAGCUGAUAGGUUGUCGAGCGGCGGCAGUCAUGGGUGCAUUGUGUAUCUCGAUAGGAAUGUCUUCCAGCAUGUUUGUCACUGACGUGCACCAGCUUUAUCUAACAUAUGGAAUCAUAGCAGGUAUCGGCAAUGGAAUGGUAUUCCACUCGGCGGUGGUGGCGGUCAAUACACAUUUUGAGAAGUCACGCCUCGCCCUGACGAUACUGACGAUAGGUUCCCCUGCCUCCCUCCUGACCACGCCCUUCCUGACCACGAUCUGGAUUGACACUUACGGAUGGAGAGGCACAUUUCUUCUGUUAGCCGGCAUCAGCCUCCAAGGCGUCGUCUGUGGCGCCCUCUUUCGGCCGCUGGAAACCAAAUCUCUUGAAGAAAACGUGGAGACACCGGCUAAGCUCUCAACAAUCAAGGCGGAACUGAAAGCCAUCUUUAGCAUCUCGGAUUUUAUCCUGUUCUGUCUAUACUCGUCAUUCGGAACUCUCGGAUACAUGGUUCCCUACGUCCUAGUACCAGCUAUGGCGACAGAGAAAGGCGUCUCCGCUCUCGAAGUCCCUUUUAUUACAACUGCCGCUGGGGUCACGGGUAGGUAA
This is a messenger RNA of Pecten maximus, 795 nucleotides long. Its product is annotated as monocarboxylate transporter 4-like. Gene Ontology annotation, biological process: transmembrane transport; monocarboxylic acid transport. Gene Ontology annotation, molecular function: monocarboxylic acid transmembrane transporter activity. NCBI's taxonomy places the organism in Eukaryota, Metazoa, Mollusca, Bivalvia, Pectinida, Pectinidae. The transcript has 4 exons. The coding region runs from base 1 to 795 and encodes 264 amino acids. The record is from RefSeq and is a predicted model, not a curated record.